AUGCCGCUCCUACAGCCCGGGUCUCACACGACGGCCACGACCUGUUCACCGCGCGUGGCAGCACUGGCUCACCAUCACACGCGCUACCACUGCCUCACCAUCACACAGAGCCUGUCUCACCAUCAGCCGGGGUCCCGCCCUGCGGUGACACUGCACGCCCAGGGCUGCUACGUGCUGCCCAGCGCCCACUGCCAUCACCCCCAGACUGCCAUCACCUCCCAGACUGCCAUCACCUCCCAGACUGCCAUCACCUCCCUGACUGCCAUCACCCCCAGACUGCCAUCACCCUCCAGACUGCCAUCACCCCCAGACUGCCAUCACCUCCAGACUGCCAUCACCCCCCAGACUGCCAUCACCUCCCAGACUGCCAUCACCUCCCAGACUGCCAUCACCCCCCAGACUGCCAUCACCUCCCAGACUGCCAUCACCUCCCAGACUGCCAUCACCCCCAGACUGCCAUCACCCUCCAGACUGCCAUCACCCCCAGACUGCCAUCACCUCCCUGACUGCCAUCACCCCCAGACUGCCAUCACCCUCCAGACUGCCAUCACCCCCCAGACUGCCAUCACCCCCCAGACUGCCAUCACCCCCAGACUGCCAUCACCCCCAGACUGCCAUCAACCCCCAGACUGCCAUCACCCCCCAGACUGCCAUCACCCCCAGACUGCCAUCAACCCCCAGACUGCCAUCACCCCCAGACUGCCAUCACCCCCAGACUGCCAUCACCCCCAGACUGCCAUCACCCCCCAGACUGCCAUCACCCCCAGACUGCCAUCACCCCCAGACUGCCAUCACCCCCCAGACUGCCAUCACCCCCCAGACUGCCAUCACCCCCCAGACUGCCAUCACCCCCAGACUGCCAUCACCCCCAGACUGCCAUCACCCCCAGACUGCCAUCACCCCCAGACUGCCAUCACCCCCAGACUGCCAUCACCCCCCAGACUGCCAUCACCCCCAGACUGCCAUCACCCCCCAGACUGCCAUCACCCCCCAGACUGCCAUCACCCCCAGACUGCCAUCACCCCCAGACUGCCAUCACCCCCAGACUGCCAUCACCCCCAGACUGCCAUCACCCCCAGACUGCCAUCACCCCCAGACUGCCAUCACCCCCAGACUGCCAUCACCCCCAGACUGCCAUCACCCCCAGACUGCCAUCACCCCCAGACUGCCAUCACCCCUAGACUGCCAUCACCCCCAGACUGCCAUCACCCCCAGACUGCCAUCACCCCCAGACUGCCAUCACCUCCCAGACUGCCAUCACCCCCAGACUGCCAUCACCUCCCAGACUGCCAUCACCUCCCUGACUGCCAUCACCCCCAAGACUGCCAUCACCUCCCUGACUGCCAUCACCCCCAGACUGCCAUCACCUCCCAGACUGCCAUCACCUCCCUGACUGCCAUCACCUCCCUGACUGCCAUCACCCCCCAGACUGCCAUCACCCCCCAGACUGCCAUCACCCCCCAGACUGCCAUCACCCCCCAGACUGCCAUCACCCCCAGACUGCCAUCACCCCCCAGACUGCCAUCACCCCCAGACUGCCAUCACCCCCCAGACUGCCAUCACCCCCCAGACUGCCAUCACCCCCAGACUGCCAUCACCCCCAGACUGCCAUCACCCCCCAGACUGCCAUCACCCCCCAGACUGCCAUCACCUCCAGACUGCCAUCACCCCCCAGACUGCCAUCACCUCCAGACUGCCAUCACCCCCAGACUGCCAUCACCCCCAGACUGCCAUCACCCCCAGACUGGUUCUUGA
Molecule: messenger RNA, 1755 nt
Organism: Procambarus clarkii (red swamp crayfish)
Lineage: Eukaryota; Metazoa; Arthropoda; Malacostraca; Decapoda; Cambaridae
Source: RefSeq, a predicted model, not a curated record